UACUACAAAGGAGGCUUUGAGGAGACGAUGUCGCGUCGCGAGGCUGGCCUCAUUCUUGGUUGCAGCCCCUCGGCUCCUUACAAGAAGAUUCAAGAGGCGCAUAAGCGCAUCAUGAUUGCCAAUCAUCCGGAUCGUGGAGGCUCUCCUUUCUUGGCUGCCAAAAUCAACGAGGCCAAAACCCUCCUGGAUAAGAUUCACCAGAACCAGGCUUCAGUUUGA
Messenger RNA from Monosiga brevicollis MX1, 219 nucleotides. RefSeq lists its product as uncharacterized. The record is from RefSeq and is a predicted model, not a curated record. Gene Ontology annotation, cellular component: PAM complex, Tim23 associated import motor. The transcript is spliced from 2 exons. NCBI's taxonomy places the organism in Eukaryota, Choanoflagellata, Craspedida, Salpingoecidae. Gene Ontology annotation, biological process: protein import into mitochondrial matrix. The annotation marks the transcript as partial. Gene Ontology annotation, molecular function: ATPase activator activity.